Messenger RNA from Xyrichtys novacula (pearly razorfish), 4886 nucleotides. The record is from the annotation of a GenBank genome assembly. NCBI's taxonomy places the organism in Eukaryota, Metazoa, Chordata, Actinopteri, Labriformes, Labridae.
UGUGUGUGUGUGUGUGUGUGUGUGUGUGUGUGUGUGUGUGUGUGUGUGUGUGUGUGUGUGUGUGUGUGUGUGUGUGUGUGUGUGUGUGUGUUCUGGAGUUAAAAUGUGGUUUUAUUGUGGUUUUUAGAUCAGUGAAUUUUUCUGAGGAAAUAAAAACUGAAUUAAAAAAACUCACAGAGCUGAAAUAAACUCACGAUUAGAGAGUUCAAGUUUUUUUUCUCUCUCAGAUUAAAGACGUGUGUGUUCUUUAUGAAAUAAAGUUUAUUAUUGUUGUUGUAGUUAUUUUUAUUGUGACGUGUGUUCUUUUGUCAUUCAUGUUUAUUGUUGUUGUUGAAGUUAUUUUUAUUAUGACGUAUAUGUUCUUUUGUCAUUCAUGUUUAUUGUUGUUGUUGUUGUUAUUUUUAUUGUGACGUAUUUGUUCUUUUGUCAUUCAUGUUUAUUGUUGUUGUUGAAGUUAUUUUUAUUAUGACGUAUAUGUUCUUUUGUCAUUCAUGUUUAUUGUUGUUGUUGAGGUUAUUUUUAUUGUGACGUGUGUGUUCUUUUGUCAUUCAUGUUUAUUGUUGUUGUUGUUGUUGUAGUUAUUUUUAUUGUGACGUGUCCCUUCCGUUAAAAUCAGGUGAAGGUUGUCGUUUGUGACGCGACAGCGCGCGCAUUUCUGAGAGCAGCUGUUCAGUGACAGCACUGCACGCGCUGUGCUUCAACACGUACCCCUCUGGUAGGGGCGGGAGUCUACUCUAUACAAGACGCUCCACACCGGGACCCCCAUCACCUGCCGAGCCACCUGCAGCCACAGCACACGGGGCCGCCGGGCACGAUGUCCCGCUCAUUUCUGCAGGGCUACGCCGGGGGAGAAGCGCCCUACCCGGGCCGGAGUGUGGAGAACGGCCUGGAGGAGGAAGAGGAGGAGGAGGAGGAGGAGGAGGAGGACCUGGAGGACGAGGUGGACGCGUCUCGACUGGAGAAGUUUAUGAGAGACCGGCGGAGAGCCCAGUCCCUGCCCGCCUACCCCGCGGAGCUCCUGGAGGGGGUGUCCGGGGCUGAGGGGAGGAAGCGCGUGAAGUUCGCCGACUCCAUGGGUCUGAACCUGGCCAGCGUCAAGCACUUCAGCACGCUGGAGGAGCCGCAGAUACCGACCAAGGUCCUGUCCCGUCACAAGAGCUUCCCACCGCAGCAGGACUUCCUGAGCGACCUGUGCCAGAGCCUCAAGACCAGCCUGGACACGGACCGGCUGGUCUGCUGCUUCCCGGACCCACGAGACCCGGAGCAGAGGGUCCAGCGGCUCCGCGUGUGUCUGGAGAGGGUCACCAUCAGCCACUUAGACGUGCGGGGUCAGAUCCGGGUCCUGACCGACUGCUCCGACAAAGAGGUGGGAAUGAGGUACACCUUCAACGACUGGCUCUCCCACGUGGACGCGCAGGCUCUGCCCGUGGACGUGGAUCAGCCGGGCUUCGUUGGGGAGCGCUUCGGUUUCACGGUGUACACGCCGCCCUUCAUGGACCCCGGCUCGGCCGUGCACUUCGCUGUGUACCUGAAGUGUGAGGAGGGGGAGUUCUGGGACAACAACGAGGGGCAGAACUACACCCUCCGGUACUUCUGCAUGCCCGACAGCGCGCCGUUUGUCAGCGCCGCUUUUCACGCCACCUGAGUGCUGCGUAAAAGCUGCAAAUCUGUGCGUAAAAGCUCCCCACCGUGCGUAAAAACCUCUGCACCCCCCACCUGAUGAAGGAAACGGUUUUCUGCUGCUUUUGUAAUCUUCUGAGAACUAAAUUCAUCCCCGAUCCUUCAUGAGCUUCUUCAGGACAGGGAACUUUGCAGUGUCACAGUUUCAGGACCUGGUUUUUCAUCCGGACUCAGAAACACCUUAGUUCAUCCUGGUUUUGACUGUGAUUCUGUUUUGCCUUUUUAAUGUUAAUCAGUGUUUGUGGAGGACACAGCUGACAUUGUGGAUAAUUGUCUGAACUUCUCCUGGAUGGAUGGACUUAGUUUGAGGACAGAGGAGGAGGAGUGUGAUCACAGCUAACCUCAGAGCUGCUCACAUGUUUCAGUCACAGACUUCCUGAUGCUCAAAGGUUGACAGUUUCCUGUUCAUGUAACUGCAACAAUCAUGUCGACAUUGAAACUGUGAUUACCUGAAAUAUCAACUCAAUCAGAGCAACUUUGACAUGUUUCAGUCGUCUGUGUAGAAAAGUUCACGUCAGACAGAAAUGAAGGAGAAAAGGUGGAAAUGUGUUACUUAGACUAAAGUUAUGGAUUUAAUUUCUGAUGAAAGAUGAUGAUCAAUAAAAAGAGUGUGUUCAUGAAAUGCACCCGUGGUGGUGUUUCUGUUGAACUGAUUUCUUUCAUGUUUCUAUCGAUUUUGUUUAAAAAUGAAAAUUAAACUGGUCAUUUUCUUGAAAGCUGCCUCUUCAGGACUCGGCUCCCUCCAUCAGUGUUUCUGUAUUUGGACCUGCUGUGGACCUGGUUCUGCUCCCUGUUGGCUCCGUGAUGAUAACACAACACGUCCUCUUAAUGCUGAGUGUUGUGAGACAGAGGUCAGAGGUCAAGGGUGGUCAAUCAGAAAAAUCACUCUGCACUCACCAAACAGUCAGAGGGUUCCUGGUCCCUCUUCAGACCCACCAGGUCCAAAACAAAGUUCAUCAUCUGUCUUUGCAAACAGAGAAACAGUCAAGAAAGGCAACAGUGGAGGAGGCCUCUCCACUGAAGGACUGGGUCCAGGACACUGGGCUCUGGGUUUUCUGGGUUCUGAAAUGUUAUCUUUUUGGAAUGCUGGUGAUCUAGAAUACUUGGUUCUAGACCACAGGGUUCUAGCAUCAUGGGUUCUGUAGGAUGCUUGAGUUCCAGAAUGAUCGGUUCUAAAACGUUGUGUUCUGGAACCCUGAGUUCUGGUAUGUUAGGUUCUGAAGUUUAGGGAUCAAAAACACUGGGCUCUGGGACGCUGAGUUCUAGAAUACCAUAUUCUUGAACGGGUUCUGGGGGAGUUGGUCCUGUUGUGAUAGAUUAUAGAGUCCCAAGUUUUGGAACACAGAGUUCCAGAAUGCUGAGUUCUGGAAUGCUGGGUUCAGGAACACCAAGUUCUGGAGCUCUGGGUUACAAGAAUCUUGAUUCUGGGGUGCCAGGUUCCAAAAUGCUAAGUUAUGAAAUCCUGGAUUCUGGGGAGCCGAGUUCUGGAACUACUGGUUGAUGAACGCCAUUUACCGGAAUGCUGGUUCCUGAUGUCCUUGAAUUCAGAAUGCUGAGCUCUAGAGUUCAGGGUUCCAGAGUACUGGAUUGUGAAAUUCUGGACCUUGGAAUUCUUUGUUCUGGAAUGCCAAAUUAUGGGGUUCUCUGUUCCAGGUUCUAGAAUGCCAUGUUCCUAAAGUUCUGUAAUGCGGUAAUCUUUGAACAGAGGGUUCUAGAAUUCCGGGUCUUGGACUUCAGCCUUUUUGACCUCUUACAAACUCAGUCCUUCUUUCUUUUUACUUUAAAAGUGACGACUGUCUCACCGCACGACUGAGUGAGCAGAUAUUUGAACACACCCACUGGUCCAGGUGAGAGUGGUCUGUAGUGAUCUGUCAACUUUUCACCGGGGUUAAAGUUCGGUGGUCCGACGCCGCUGAAAAAAGUCCUGUUGACCAACCUGACGACAUCUGUUUGGUCGGUCAACAGUGACAACAGAGCGCCGACAGCUCGAAUAGCAGGACUGGCUUUCCUCACUCAUUUCUGCGCCAACAGACCCGCUCUGAAAAACAGCUCUUUAUGAGAUUAUUCAAACACAACAGACAGAUGAUAAAACGGGUCAUCUGAGGACCUCAUCCUCAGGGUUCCUCAGCUGCAGCCCUACAGAGCCAGUCGUUGGAGAAUCAGACUCUUGUUUUAGAUUAGAGGGGACCUGGUCUAUGCUUCAGAGCAGCUUCUGAACUUCUUUACUCUCUCCUCGACUGCUGAGCGUCACAAAGCUCAAAGCUCAGAUUUGAUAAACCCCGAACAUGGACUCGUCCCCCAGAGCCUCCUGUCCAUGUUUUCAUGGAGGUUUUGAACUUCUCUGAGGCGUGGCAUCGUAAAACCUUUCUGAAAGUAGAAGACUUCAAAACUGGAUCCAGAUUUAUUCAGAGAUCUGAGGAGACGGAAGAAAGACCAGCACGUCCCUGAUUGGCUACAGAGGUCAGACCGAGUCCAUAGUCUUCAGAUGUGAGUGUAGGACUCGCCCCGAUCACGUUCAUGAUGCUGCAGAAGCAUCCAGUGUGUAUGUGUGUGUGUUUGUGUGUGUGUGUGUGUGUGUGUUUGUGUUCAUCUGAUGAAACUACAAUCACUCAUUGAGCAACAUGUGUGUAUGUGUGUGUGUAUGUGUAUGUGUGUGUGUGUGUGUUUGAGUUUUUGUGUGUAAGUGGGUCAGUGUGCUCAUCCUUAAACCAACAGACCCUCUAUUAAUAGCAGCUGCUGUUACCUGGAGGGUCAGUCACCUCCUCCACCUUCAUCUUCACCCCGCUCCACCUAAAAUCAGACCCACCCUCUCAGCAGCUCCAUCCAACCACGCCGUCAGAGUGUGUUUCAGAGUCCUUCACCCAAAAACACCACCAGGGUUCAAACCCGGCUUGUCCUCAGGUCUGUGGGACCAGAACUGAGAGAAGUGACUUUGACCCAUGAUCAGGACAGGACCAGGAACACGAGCUUCAAACCCCUGACAGUCAUUCCAUGAUAGAACGCGGAGAACAGGAAUCAAUAUAGAUCUCUUUUUUUAAAGUCGGAUCAGAACAGACCAGGAUGAGGGCAAAAAGACCGCAAAAAGUUAGACCCCCCCUCCAGAGAUGAAUGUUGUCGACCGCUUACUUCUCUAGUUAUACCAACUUUAGUAACGACCGCAGGAUAGCAAUACAGAGAGCCACGCCCCCAACCAAAACGCCACUCUA